GCGGUGCAACCAAUGGGAGGGCGGGACGCUCGUGACGUCAGGAGGCGGAACCGGGGCGGUGUCAGCGGCGGCGGCGGCGGCGUGCGGAAUCAUGGCGGCGUUUCCGGGACAGGGCUGCCCCGGUGCAGGACAGGCCGGGCCGUACCCCGGCGGCCCCUACGGCGGCGGGCCCGGAGCCCCCUACGGGCAGCCGUACGGGCAGGCCCCCGGCGGGGCCGCCCCCCCAGGCUGCGCCCCGCCGGGCGUGGAGCCCGAGGCCUUCGCCUGGUUCCAGGCCGUGGACGCGGACGGCAGCGGCCACAUCUCGGUGCGGGAGCUGAAGCAGGCGCUGCUCAACUCCAACUGGACGGCGUUCGACGACGAGACCUGCCUGCUGAUGAUCAACACGUUCGACAGGACCCGCUCCGGUCGCAUCGACGUGUACGGCUUCUCGGCCUUGCUGCGCUUCAUCCAGCAGUGGAGGAACCUCUUCCAGCAGUUCGACAGGGACCGCUCGGGCUCCAUCAGCUUCAGCGAGCUGCAGCAAGCCUUCUCCCAGAUGGGCUACAACCUGAGCCCCCAGUUCAGCCAGCUGCUGCUGUCCCGCUACGCCCCGAGGUCGCCCGACCCCAGCAUCCAGCUCGACCGCUUCAUCCGCAUCUGCAUGCAGCUCCAGAGCACCACCGAGGCCUUCCGCGAGAAGGACACGGCGCUGGUGGGCAACGUGCGCCUCAGCUACGAGGACUUCCUCACCAUGGUGGUCACCCGCAUGUUGUGACGCCCCAGGCCCACGUUUCGGGCAGCAGCGGCCGUCCCGGCCCCUCGCUGCGCCCCCCCACCCCCUACCGCCUCCCCUGCCCCGGGACCACCCCCCGAGCCCUGCCGGUGCCUCCCAGCUCCCGGUCCCGGUCCCCGCUCGAUGGCAGCGGGUGUCUCCGCGCCGCAGCGCGGUUCUGCUGCCCCGGGGCUGUGCCACACGGUGCGACGGCCAAACCAGGAGCGAGCCUGUGCCAUGCCUCCGGGGAACGCCUGGAUCUUCCCCUGCCAGACCCAAAAUCGGGCGGGAACCCGGGGCCACCUCGUGCAGCUCACAGGCGGCGGGCGGGUCCCUCGUUGCCAACGUCUCUCGGUUUCUUUCUGCCUGUGGAAGCCAAGCUGGGGAGCGGUUACAGUCUGUGUGUACAGCUCUGGAAUAAAAUACCCCGCGCGCUGUU
Cygnus atratus (black swan) is the source of this 1193-nucleotide messenger RNA. RefSeq names its product penta-EF-hand domain containing 1 (gene PEF1). Gene Ontology annotation, molecular function: calcium ion binding. Lineage: Eukaryota; Metazoa; Chordata; Aves; Anseriformes; Anatidae. The record is from RefSeq and is a predicted model, not a curated record. The transcript is spliced from 5 exons. The coding region runs from base 92 to 757 and encodes 221 amino acids. Gene Ontology annotation, biological process: COPII vesicle coat assembly.